AUGGAGGACGAGCGGUCAUUUACAGUCGAGAUUCCGAUUCGGCCUCGUGAGCCGCGUCACCGCGAUUCGACUCUUGCCACGCAAGCCAAAUUCGAAGAGGUCAUUCACUCCCCAUUUGAGCACCACUUCCGCCUGUCGCAGCCGCAACAUCAGCAACAAAAAUGUCCAGAAGGUCUAAAAAUCGUCUCGGGCGCGUUCGGCAAGACAUUCCGCGAUCGGUCGCCGACCUCUUCGACGAUGAGCUCGACUCAUGUCCCGGACUCUGCGACAACAUGCUCCAUGCCCAUGUCUCCUACUUCAUCAACAUUUACAAGGGCGACCACCCCGGACAUCGACGGGCCGGACCGCUUGCCAACCCCCUUUCUCGCAUCGAGGUCCGGGACGAAUGGCCAUCGGUACCGGGAGUCAUGCGACUCGGGCUCGACGUUCGUGGACUCUAUCCACGACGAGAGAUUUCCGGCGUAUCCGGAGUCCAUCGGCAUGGGGCACAAGGCUGACCCGCCCCCGCACAUGGAUAUUAGCGAGCCGGAGGAUGACGGGCAGAAUGACAUGCAUCACACAGCAGGUACACCAAGGCCGCCGACGCCGGAUGAAGCUCCCGAGUCGCCUCGCGAGGCGCCUAUUCCUCGGCGGCCACUGAACGAACGGAUGAGCUUUGACUCUGGCUCCGAUCGUCUUUCGCGAGCGUGGGAGCCGGUCACACCAACACCGAUUGACUUCUCCAACGAGGAGGCCGAUGCCGUUCUUGACUAUAUCCUUCAGGUGACGUACGGUGUCGAGCUCGACGAGGUUAACAUGCCACCGUCAUUUCUUCGCCAGUUCGUCUUCAGGUUCAUACAAGACAUCGGCAGGUUUGCGUUUGCCGGGUUUCCUGUCGCGACACAACUGACGCACACGACAUCGACCUCUUCCAGUGGCUCGAUGCCCUUGGCGAGGAGAUCGGGAUCUGGCCGGGGGUCUCAGAACGGCAAACGAAAGAAGGGCGAGGCGGGCCGCCUGGAUGGAGAUGAUGACGGCGACGACUUGACCGACGAUGACGGCGAUUCGAGCAUCCCUUUCAAAAGAGCCAGACCGACGCCCAGGGAGGCAGACGAGAACCUGCGCCUCAGCUGCCCCUUCCGAAAGAGGAACCCGCAUCGGUUCAACGUCAGAGAGCACCACUCCUGCGCGAUGACUUACUUUCCAAAGUUCGCCGAGUUGAGGCAACACAUUGUCAAGCAGCACAAGCGGAAUGACCCCUCGUCGUUCAUGUGUGAUCGCUGCAACCGAGACUUUCCCAGCAAGAAGGACCUCCGAGACCACCAACGCCUGCCUAGAGAGCAGAUGUGCGACGUCUCCGAUCACGACCCCGAGUCGGGUAUUGACGGCCCCACGAUGACGAAGCUGUUGAGCAGAAAGCGCGCAAGUGGCAUGACCCCCGAGGUGCAGUGGAAGGAAAUUUGGAACCUCCUGUUUCCAGACGAUGAUGACUACAAGGUCCAACCCUUCGAUUUCUGCCCUGUCAUUGAGCACUUCGAGUUGCAAGCCCAAUUCAUGAACAGUCUCAAAGAUGUAGAAGAGAGCCUCCGGAACAAAGGCAUGACUCCACAGGCACUGGAGACCAUUGGCAACAUCUACCGUAACCAGUUUAUCCAAGUCAUCGAGCAGUGCAUCGCCAACGCUCAGAUGAUGCCCUACUCCAACAGGAGCAACCGAAAGAACGACCCGUCGCCCUCCCGCUUCGUAGCCCCCCGACAUUUAACCCGCAACGUCCCCCGCCCGGACUCGGGUGUAGACCUUGACGAGGGCUCCGAGGAUAGCCAGUCUGUCGCUGUCUUUCCCGGGGGCGUUUUUGACGGACAGGGCAUGUUGGGUCAUUCGGACAGUGUGAGGACCGUGAGACGAGUGUCUUCCACGUCGUCGGAAUUCAGGAACUCGGUGCCUCCACGGACACUGCAGCCUCUUAUGGAGCAGCUGCCAGCCUCGGAAUUCAGUACUGGAGGUUCUCCGCAACAGCUGAAGCAAUCUCCUUCGCAACAACAGCAUCAGCAUUUGCUACAACAACCCUCAGUAUUCAACCAGCAGGCUGAUUACAUGCCCAUUGUUGGUGGGAUGACGCCGGACAUGGCAGCACAGCUUUGGGUCUACCGCGGCGGAGACGUCGAGACGGGAGCUUCGCCAGCUCAGAUGAGCAUGUACGCACCGGCAAUGGAUGCUAAUGGGCAGAAUCAGUUCCUGGAUUGGAACUCAGGACUGCAGGAUCAUGAUGGGAUGUACAGCUUUUCGGGAUAUAUGCCUCGUUAA
This is a messenger RNA of Colletotrichum spaethianum, 2283 nucleotides long. RefSeq lists its product as uncharacterized. The coding region runs from base 1 to 2283 and encodes 760 amino acids. The transcript has 4 exons. The record is from RefSeq and is a predicted model, not a curated record. Lineage: Eukaryota; Fungi; Ascomycota; Sordariomycetes; Glomerellales; Glomerellaceae.